AUGCAUUUCGACGAAACAUCCUUCAACAGAACUCUCGGCGUGACGAGGUUACGUGACUGUGCAGUGCCCUUAUCUUCGCUACAGGCCAGUCAAAUCCUUCCAAAAACCCUGCUUGACUCACAACCUACUUUAAGUGCAAUGGUUCAACAAGAAAGUUCAAGAAGUUCACAAAAAGAAAAAAUAAAGAUUCUCACAGAAAAGUGUGAUAUUCUACAAAGAAAAGUUAGGAGUUUAAAUGAAAAGGUCCGGAGACGUGAUCAAAAUAUUGCCCGAUGCUCUGAAAUCAUCAAACAUCUUAAGGAAAAGAAAUUCAUCAACACCGAAGAGAGUCUCAUUUUGGAAGAAUGUGCAGGACCUGAAGAUUUUCUAACACGGCAAAUUUCAAAAUCUAGAGGUCUGCCUUUAGAAAAAAAGUAUUCAGAGGAAUUAAGGAAAUUUGCCCUUACACUGCAUUUUUACUCGCCCAAAGCGUACGAAUUUAUAAGAAAGACCUACAAUACUUGUUUGCCACACACUCGCACAUUAAGCAAAUGGUACCAACAUAUAGAUGCUGAACCAGGCUUUACAAAAGAAGCUUUUGACACAUUAAAAAGAAAAGUCAAAGAAACAGUGCACCCUGUAAUUUGCGCCUUAACACUAGAUGAAAUGUCUAUUAGAAAAUGUUUAACCUGGAAACCGAUGGCACAAAAAUUGUAUGGUCGUGUUGAUCUUGGUCAUGAUGUAAACAGUGAUAGUGUGGAAGAAGCCAGCCAAUGCUUGGUUUUAUUAUUAACAGCCAUAAAUGGUUCAUGGAAAUUACCAAUUGGAUAUUUUCUUAUCGUAUCGCUUACCGGGGAACAGAAGGCGACACUUGUUCGAACAGCAAUACAAUUGUGUCAAGUUGCUGGAGUAAAAGUCAUCAGUGUCACUUGUGAUGGUCUAGCUGGGAAUUUCAGCAUGUUUACAUCUUUAGGUUGUAAUGUUCUGAGGGAACAAACAUUGAGCAAUUUUAAAAGACAGUAUAGUCCAUAG
Arctia plantaginis is the source of this 1011-nucleotide messenger RNA. The record is from the annotation of a GenBank genome assembly. Lineage: Eukaryota; Metazoa; Arthropoda; Insecta; Lepidoptera; Erebidae.